GUCAGCAGGUCGAGGGGAAGCUUGGUGGUCGUGGUGUUGUUUGGAUACAACCAGGGCUCCGUGUCUUGGUGUUUAGUUGUUUUGUUUUUUUUUAGUCCGGAGAGUAAUUUUAAACUAGAAACCAUAACCACCACUUUGUGCGAAUGAGGGGCGAAGAGUCGUCGGAUUCCGAGUCGGGGAGGAUGGAGGAGAGUUCAGUCCGGAGGAGUUUGGAGGCGUUGUGUCAGGAAUUAAACAUGGACGAGGAGACUGCCACUGAAGCCAUGGACAACUUCACAGCCAUAUGGAAUACCUACACACUGGAGGGAGAGGUGGUUCACUGGUUGGCCUGUUCGCUGUAUGCAGCCUGCAGGAAGGGCUCCACUCCCACAGUGGGUAAAGGCCUGAUGGAGGGAAACUGUGUCUCACUCACCAGGAUCCUUCGCUCGUCCAAACUCAGUUUAAUCCAGUUCUUCUCUAAGAUGAGCAAGUGGGCCGACAUGUCCAACCUGCCGCAGGACUUCAGGCUGCGCAUGGAGCGGCUGGAGCGCAACUUUGAAGUCUCCACCGUGAUCUUCCGCAAGUUUGAGCCCAUCUUCAUGGACAUGUUUCAGAAUCCGCAGGGAGGCGAGCCGCCGAGGCAGCCACGCAGCCGGAAACACAGGAGGCUGCCCUGUCACAUCAGCGAUGUGUUCAAGUUUUGCUGGACUCUGUUCGUCUACACCAAAGGGAACUUCCGUAUGAUCGGAGAUGACCUAGUGAACUCUUACCACCUGCUGCUCUGCUGUCUGGACCUGGUGUUUGGCAACGCGCUGCUCUGUGCCAACAGGAAGGAUCUCAUCAACCCCACGUUCAGAGGCCUGCCGGCUCUGUACCGCGUCGACGGCCAUGUCUCCCCAGACGAGCCUCCCCCCUGUGUGUUGGACAGACUCUGUGAGCUGCACGACGGUUUGGUGGUGGAGGCGAAAGGCAUCAAACAGCACUACUUCAAACCCUACAUACAGAAACUGUUCCAUAAACAUAUCCUAAAAGGCAACGAGGAGUUUCUGACGGAGAUGUUGGAUCCUCAGAACUUCAUCGACAACAAUAAAGCCAUAAACAGGGAGUACGAGGAGUACGUGUUGACGGUGGGAGACUUCGAUGAGCGCGUGUUUCUGGGAGCCGACGCCGAUGAGGAAAUCGGGACCCCCAGGAAGGUGGUUCAGGAGCCGUCGGCCAGUCAGACGAGCGCUCGCAACCAGCUGCAGCAGCACGUGGAGAAGUCGGGCUCUCUGGCCCCGUCCACCCCCCUGACAGGACGAGUCUACCUGAAGGAGAAGGACCUGCUCGUCACACCCGUCUCCUCGGCAACGCAGAGUGUCAGCCGGCUGCAGAGCAUGGUGGCCGGUUUGAGGACGGCCCCCAGCGACCACCUGAUGCAGAUCUUCAAGUCCUGCUCCAGAGAUCCCACAGACGCCAUCUUGGCCCGAGUAAAGACAUUGGGACAAACCUUCAAAGAACAUUACACGAAGGAUUCUGAGGACACGCCCGGCUCUCACAUAGACUUUGCAGAGAACCGUCUGAAGUUGGCCGAGAUCCUCUACUACAAGAUCCUGGAGAACGUCAUGGUUCAGGAGACCAAACGACUGCACGGCAAAGACAUGAGCGUUUUGCUGGAGCAGGACAUCUUCCAUUGCUCCCUGAUGGCGUGUUGUUUGGAGGUGGUGUUGUUCUCCUACAGCUCCCAGAGGACUUUCCCCUGGAUCAUCAACGUCUUCAAACUGGCCCCAUUCUACUUCUUUAAGGUGAUCGAGGUGUUUAUCCGCUCGGAGGAAGGUCUGUCCAGAGACAUGGUGAAGCACCUGAACUCUAUCGAGGAGCAGGUUCUUGAGAGCAGAGCGUGGACGUCAAACUCUGCCCUGUGGACGGCCCUGCAGGCUGCUGAGAACAAGGUCCCCACGGUGGAGGAGGUGAAUUUUUCCUCCAGUCUUGAUUCGGGUUCAGGUUCAGGUUCUGGUUCUGGUGGCACCACUGGAGUUCAGCCUCAUCUGCCUCUGUUGACCCUUUCCCCCAUCAUCCACCCCCGUAUCAGGGAGUUCAGGUCAGGCCUGGGCAGCGCCCGUAAAGAUGUGCCUCCCUCUCCGCUGACGGUCCACGACAGAUACAGCUCUCCUGCGGCCGGCAGCGCCAAACGUCGUCUCUUUGGUGACGAUCCCCCGGCUCCGGUGACGAGCCUGACCCUCAGUGGGAGCCCGAUGUCGUCUCCAGCCAAGAGGCUAACGUUUGGCUCGGGCACCACCCUGAAGAUCGGAGGCCAGGGAACUCAGACCGCCGUCCUGAGUAUCCCACUAGUCACUGCUCAGAUCCUGCUGACCACCUCCCCCAGCCGUCCCACCAUCGCCCCGACCGCCGAACCCCAGACAGGAAACGCGCGGCCGCGGCGCACCGGCUCACUGGCCCUGUUCUUCAGGAAGGUUUAUCACCUGGCCAGCGUCCGUCUGAGGGAUUUGUGCGUGAAGUUGGACAUCUCGUCGGAGCUGCGAGGGAAAAUUUGGACGUGCUUCGAGCACUCUCUGGUCCACUGCACCAGUCUGAUGAAAGACAGACACCUGGACCAGCUGCUGCUGUGCAGCAUCUACAUCAUAUCUAAAAUCACCAAAGAGACACACACCUUCCAGGACAUCAUGAAGUGUUACCGCAGUCAGCCACAGGCCAGCAGCCAUGUUUACCGCAGCGUCUUGAUCCGUCACACACCCAGAGAGUUGGUGGCUGAUGAAAACAUGGAGGUGGAUUCUGUUUCAGGUGGAGAAUCUGCGGAGAAAACCAAUCAUCUCCCUGGAGACUCGACCUCCGACCAAUCAGGAGAGGAGGAACGCGGCGACCUCAUCCAGUUCUACAACUCGUUGUUUGUCCUGAAGAUGAAGAGCUUCGUGCUGCGAUACGCUACCCACGAUAACCGGGCCGACGCUCCUCCUCUGUCUCCGUUCCCGUCGGUCCGGGCUCAGCCUCUGUCUCCUCGCCGGGUCUCACAGAGACACUCGCUGUACGUCUCCCCUCACAAGAACUCGGCGGGCUGCCUCACCCCGAACUCCUACACCUACAGGAUCAACAGCAGCCCGUCCAAGGAGUUAUCAGACAUCAACCGGAUGAUCCGACAAGGCUGCGUGAGCAGGAAGAGGGCCUUCACCAUGGAGGGAGAUGUGAUGAUGUCAUCAGCGUGCGACUCCCCCAGCAAGAGGGCGUGUCCAGAGAACGGCAGCAGUCCAGAUGUGCUGCUGAAGCGUCUGCAGGACGUCGUGUCCGAGCGUCAGAGUCACUGAUCGUUACCAAACCAAACAGUCUAAACAGCUGACGGUUUGCGUUUUGCCUUUUUUUUUUCUUCUGCUGGUUCUGGUUAAUCUUCGCAUUUUCAGCUUAGGAUCAGAGAAACCAGCGUGAUUCAUUCAUUUUUAUUUUAUCCAGACACUUCCAGCGUCACACCCCAACACUUUCUGACCCUUCCCUUUAGUGGCAGGGACUCUCUCUGCUCAGUUUACCUGUUACAGUUUGAGGAAACUGUUGAACCUCCAGACGUGAAUAAUACAGAACGGUAGAACAGUUCCUCUUGUUGUCUCAACCCAAAGAAAAACCUCCUAAGUGCUCUUGCUAGCAAGCUAGCUAGGAAAGCUAAUUGAGAAGUAAUUAAAUGCUGCCAACUCCUUUUUCACAUCAGGGAAAAACCCAACAGCGUGACUGCCAACAUACUAAUAUAGUAUGUUUUGAUGAUUUAUGCCUAAUAGUGCAACAAAAUCAUGGCUUCAGCCAAUUCAAUAUGGCAACAAAAGGUACCGGUUAAACCGGUCUGCUGUUUGGAAGCACAGGGUUGUGUCAUUAAGUUUUGGAUUUAUUAAAAGAGGAGAAGCUUUUUCUUGGUUAAUUAAAUUUUAAAACCAGACACCAACGAAGCCUCUGAAAUGAGUUGUGUUUAACAUUCACUCUGUGUAAAGCUGUCGUGUAUUGGGAGCCACUCGACCAGCAGUUAUCAAUCUUUGUUCGUUCUGGGCAUCAUGACAGCAGAUGACGUAGCAGAUAAUUCAGUGUCUGUGCAGUGAAUACGUUUCACUCUGCAGGAAUUAAUUUCCUCUAACAGACUCCAUCUUUAACCAUCUCUGACCGACUUAAAGUUCAACAUUUAUCUUUCAGAAAGAACAUCCUCCUGACCUCAAAUAAAAUAAUAUUCCACCAAUUUCCAGAAAAAAAAAACAGUUUAUUUGAGUCAAAAGAGUUUAUAUUUUGUUACAGUCUGACAGUGAAUUUGAAAACACUCGACGCUGUUUUCAGUCAGGCAACCUUCAGACUUUCAUUUUCAAUGUUUCUUGUCAUUUCAGUGAAGUGGAAUCAAAGAAGUGUUUUCAUGGUUUGAUCUGCCGACCUGUCAGAGUUGGUACCUUGUUUUAUGUGUCUACAAAAUAAAUUACCGUAUUUAAAUUUUAAGUAGUGAAAAGAAGAAAGUGUGUUCAGUGUUUAAAAGAGUUGAAGCUGCUUGUUCAUUGUUUCCUCUAACACGUCUUCCACUAGUGUCUUUGUUUGGUUACUUUCUGUGGAUGCAUUCAGAUCAGUUUUACUUUGUUUUAAUAUUGUCUUUUGGGUUGUAUAUUGUUGUAAUAAUGGGCUUCAUGCUAACACAAUGCAGCAGCAUUUGUAUCUGUGUGUGUAGUAUCUACACAACCUUUUAUUGACCUUAACAUUUUACUGAAACUGUCAUUACUUUUUGUUUUAAAAUUACAUUUUUUUCUUUAUUUGUAAAGAAUUGAGAGUCAGAAACAAGUAGUUGUAAAAUAUUUCUGUGAGAACCUGAAAACAUAAUAAUGAAAGGGUCUUUACUUUUCUGAACUCUCCAGUUGACGUCAUGUUUGUGUUUUCUACAAGUUUUGUACAAUAAACAAUAACUUGUUUCACAAA
Mugil cephalus (flathead mullet) is the source of this 4899-nucleotide messenger RNA. RefSeq names its product retinoblastoma-like 1 (p107) (gene rbl1). The coding region runs from base 144 to 3278 and encodes 1044 amino acids. The transcript is spliced from 22 exons. Gene Ontology annotation, molecular function: RNA polymerase II transcription regulatory region sequence-specific DNA binding. Lineage: Eukaryota; Metazoa; Chordata; Actinopteri; Mugiliformes; Mugilidae. Gene Ontology annotation, cellular component: nucleus; transcription regulator complex; chromatin. Gene Ontology annotation, biological process: regulation of transcription by RNA polymerase II; negative regulation of G1/S transition of mitotic cell cycle; cell differentiation. The record is from RefSeq and is a predicted model, not a curated record.